This is a messenger RNA of Lasiodiplodia theobromae, 321 nucleotides long. RefSeq names its product Antibiotic biosynthesis monooxygenase. The transcript is spliced from 2 exons. Bases 1 to 321 code for a protein of 106 amino acids. NCBI's taxonomy places the organism in Eukaryota, Fungi, Ascomycota, Dothideomycetes, Botryosphaeriales, Botryosphaeriaceae. The record is from RefSeq and is a predicted model, not a curated record.
AUGGUCUACACCAUCGUCGUUCACCUUUACGCCAAGGAGGGCAAGGAGGUCGAGGAGAAGCUCCGCAACAAGCUGAUCGAGGCCUCGCAAGUCUACUCCAAGGACAAGGAGACCAUCGGCUGGCACGUCAUGCAGGACCACAAGGACCCCCGCAAGUGGUGCAUCGUCGAGCGCUACGAGCACGAGAGCAGCCAGAAGUACCACCUGGAGAACCCCUACUGGAAGACCUUCGACCCUUAUGUCAUCCCCCUCCUGGACAAGGAGAUGGACCUCCGCCGCUUCCACGAGCUGGACACCAGCAAGCCCGUCACCGUUGUUUAA